Molecule: messenger RNA, 710 nt
Organism: Centropristis striata (black sea bass)
Lineage: Eukaryota; Metazoa; Chordata; Actinopteri; Perciformes; Serranidae
Product: rho-related GTP-binding protein RhoA-C-like
Exons: 5
Coding region: 21-602 (193 amino acids)
Biological process (GO): stress fiber assembly; cell migration; small GTPase-mediated signal transduction
Cellular component (GO): cleavage furrow; dendritic spine
Molecular function (GO): GTPase activity; GTP binding
Source: RefSeq, a predicted model, not a curated record
AGAGGAUCUCUAAUCUGACGAUGGCUGCGAUCAGAAAGAAACUGGUGAUAGUUGCUGAUGGCGCCAGUGGAAAGACCAGCCUCCUCAUCGUGUUCAGCAGGGACCAGUUCCCUAUGUGCAACGUGCCCACAGUGUUUGAGAACUAUGUGGCACAUAUUGAGGUGGAUGGUAAACAGGUGGAGUUAGCUCUCUUCAACACAGCAGGUCAGGAGGACUAUGACAGACUGAGGCCUCUGUCCUACCCAGACACAGACGUCAUCCUCAUAUGUUUCUCCAUCGACAGCCCAGAUAGUUUGGAGAAUAUUCCAGAGAAGUGGACUCCUGAGGUCAAGCACUUCUGUCCCAACGUUCCCAUUAUUCUAGUGGGAAACAAGAAGGACCUGAGAAAUGAUGAGCACACCCGCCGAGAGCUGGCCAAGAUGAAGCAGGAACCAGUGAAGUCUGAGGAGGCGAGGGACAUGGCCAACCGGAUAAACGCCUUCGGGUACUUGGAGUGUUCAGCCAAGACGAAGGAGGGAGUGAGGGAGGUGUUCGAGAUGGCCACCAGGGCGGCGCUGCAGGCCAAGAGGAGAGGGACGAAGAGCAGCUGCCUCCUGCUAUAGGGAGUCAGGUCAGAGGAGGAGGAGGAGGAGGAGAAACACACCAACAGCACCACUGACUGGGUGUUAGAGGGACCAGUAUGGAAGUAAAUCUGUGUCAUCGGAGUUUGA